Strongyloides ratti is the source of this 1515-nucleotide messenger RNA. Its product is annotated as Zinc finger, C2H2 domain and Zinc finger C2H2-type/integrase DNA-binding domain and Zinc finger, C2H2-like domain-containing protein. Gene Ontology annotation, molecular function: RNA polymerase II cis-regulatory region sequence-specific DNA binding; DNA-binding transcription factor activity, RNA polymerase II-specific. Bases 1 to 1515 code for a protein of 504 amino acids. Lineage: Eukaryota; Metazoa; Nematoda; Chromadorea; Rhabditida; Strongyloididae. The transcript is spliced from 4 exons. Gene Ontology annotation, biological process: regulation of transcription by RNA polymerase II. The record is from RefSeq and is a predicted model, not a curated record.
AUGACUGAAUUUUCUGAUCAGAGAAGUCAGACAAAGUCACAUUUAAGAGAUAAGAGCUUUGUAUGUAUAACUUUAAUAACAUCAAAAACAGUAAAUAUGAGCACGGAUACGUUACAGCAUCCUAAUUUAAUUAUCCGAUCACAACCACAGAUCAAAUGUGAGAUGAAUAAUAUUAGUAGGAAUAUGAGUAAUCAACCAACUAAUAAUGGACAGCCAUUCCAAGUUAUAUUGCCACCUGGUAUAAAUCCAGCACAACAGCAAGUUAUUUUUAUUCAGAAUCCCGCAACAAGUGUUGGUAGUUCCCUACCAAGUAAUCAAAACAAUUCUACUGGAGCACAACAAGUAUUUUUUGUAGCUCCACAAAAUAUGAUACCACAAAAACAACAGUUCACAUUCAUUCCUGUACAAAUGAAUGUGUCUAAUGAAGUUGAAGGACCAAAUCAAAUAAACGGUCAAGUAAUUACUCAUCAACAAAAUGAAGUAAACAGUCAAAUAAAUACUCAACUUAUAUCAGUUAACGGGUCUUUAAUGGCAGUACAGCCGGAUUACAUCCAAGAUGCUCCAAAUCAAAUAAAUUCUCAUCAACAAUUAAAUUCAAAUCAACAAAUUAUGAUACAUCAAAAUAAUCACGGAUCUCCAAUGAUUAAACAAGAAGUUAUUUAUAGUAGCACAUCAUCCAACAAUAGUAAUCAAAAUUUUAAUAGAAAUACUAUUAGCCAGCAACCAAUUAUUUUACAACAAAAUAAUAGACAACAAGUUCAGAUACAACAACAAAAUCAGGGAAAUAAUCAUUCAAUUAAUCAGAAUAAUAAUCAACCAAUUCAUGUUCAUUUACAAAGUCAAAAAUCUGCUAGUCUCGUACUUCCUAAUCAACAAACAAUUACUUUAGGUAAUCUUCAUUUUCGUCAAGAUCCAACUGAUCCACAAAAAUGGAUAAUUACAAAUGAAGCUGGUCAAUCUCCAAUAACUGCUGCUACAAUAGCUGCCUCAAUGAAUAUUAAUAAUAGCAUAAGUCAACCUAAAAAUGAAACAAACAAUAAUAACAGUAGUACAAUAACAACUGUUAAUGGGAGAAAAAUUUCAAAACGAUGUGCCUGUACAUGCCCAAAUUGUAUUAAUAGUGCUAACAUGCCUAGAGGUGAAAGACCUAGAGUUCAUAUAUGCCAUUUAUGUAAUAAAACAUAUAGUAAGACAAGUCAUUUAAAAAGUCAUUUACGUAGUCAUUUUGGUGAUAAACCAUUUGUCUGUGAUUGGCAAAAUUGUACAAAACGUUUUACUAGAAGUGAUGAACUUCAACGUCAUAGACGUAUACAUACUGGAGAAAAGAAAUUUUCAUGUGAAAUAUGUGAUAAGAAAUUUAUAAGAAGUGAUCAUUUGAGUAAGCAUUUACGAACGCAUUUCAAUUCAAAUAGAAUUAAUAAUAGGAAACCUCAGGAUAAUAAAGAAAGUGCUGCUAAAUUAAAUGCAACAAUAGAUAGUGUAUUAAAUAGUCAGGUCCCUUGGAAUGGUGUAUAA